Molecule: messenger RNA, 1869 nt
Organism: Kockovaella imperatae
Lineage: Eukaryota; Fungi; Basidiomycota; Tremellomycetes; Tremellales; Cuniculitremaceae
Exons: 5
Coding region: 1-1869 (622 amino acids)
Source: RefSeq, a predicted model, not a curated record
AUGCCUUAUCAGGACAGAAGACCAGUCCACUUGACCAAUCUCGUGGUCCCAUCUCAACGCAGCGACCUAUCUGCAGACUCACUUCAUACCCCGGUCCCAUGUACACCCAUCCCAUUCGAACCUGUCCCUCUCGUCAUGACUCCCGAUACUCCCGCUUUCAACCUGGAACUCGAGGAUGAAGUCAAACCUCGCAUCUCUGGAACUUCCCCUUGGACCGAUGCCGAGGACGCUCUGAUCGCGUCGUACCUCAAUCACCCUCCUCGUCCAUUGAGAAACGUAUACCCUCCCAACUCUCUUCCUCCCCCUGCGGCUCUUGACGAGCUAACUACACAAUUGUCUAAUCUCUCUACCUGGUCUUCAAGCCGUACAUGGCGUUCCACGCGUUCCAGAUUCCUCGAUAUCGCUCAGAAGAAUUCUGCGUCAUUUUACGCCGGGUCCCGGAAACGACAGUCCUGCGAGAACAGAGCAUCGGCCAGAGAAUUGUUCGUUUCACCCCUCGGAAAUGGAAACCUCGAUGUCACUCCUGUUCCGAUGAGCAAAGGUGGAAUGGACAUCACCCCAAUGAGCAGGGAUCCAGAAGAGGUGAUCCGUCAAGUACCUCCUAUCGAGCCUAGGGCAGUCCGGUCAAAACUACGCGUUUUGGGAGGGGCGAAAAUGUCGAGGCAACAGCACUCAAUGGACUCGUUGUAUGGCGAUGCAGAGGUCGGCACAAUGUCAGAAACACUGAGACUCAGCAACACGCUUCAGAACCGCGCUCAAGGCGACCUGGAUCACUCCGAGGCCGGGGCGAGGCAAGCAUUGUCUUCGCCCCUCGCGUUCACAUUCUCCUUCAAUGCUCCUCGUAAAGGCGGUCCCAUCUCAUCCUCGCUACCUUCUGGAGUACCUCGACCAUUGUCGCUUCUCAACCGUGGAAGGUCCUUCACCUCGCAUGAUUUCCCAUCAAUCCCUACAACGAUCGACGAGUCAUCUGCCUUGUUCUUCUCCGAGUCCCCUUCACCCCCUUCGAAACGACAAGAGUUGAGCAGUUCAUCUUGCACUGAAGAGACUUCGCCUGUCCGUGUUCAGGCUGAAAUGCUUCGAUCUGUCAGUUCUCCCAUCUCAAGCUUUACAAUCUCUCCACCCAGUUCCGUCUCCUCUGCAACAUCUUCGAACAGCCUUUGUAUUCUCGAAGAUGGAUUAGAGGAGCCUGAACCAUUUACGCCGUUGGAUCAGAUUUUCCCCAACUCCCUCGGAUUGAGACAGCCGCCACCCCUUCGACGUCAAUCACCGACAUGUUCCAGCGGUCAAUCGACUCCCGCGGCGGCCGGAAGGACCACCUCAACGCCAGCAAUCACCUUGACCAAAGUCUCGCCGGAUCUAGGCAACUCAUCGACACCUACGCUGAUCGCUCCGGCUUUACCUCCUCCCCGACCGCCUACUAUCGCCCAGGCGAUCACUCAGUCCCCUGGGUCCACAGCGCGAGAGCUCGCCUCCAUGUCCAUUUCUCCUCCUCAGCUCAUCCCCAAUAAUAACAGCAGCAGCAGCAGCAUUACCGCUUCUUCCAACGAGACUGGUCGUUUAGGAAUUCGUCGGCCCACGCCCCUGAGCAGGAGUUACUCGGAAGGCAUGCACCCACCUCCUACCAUUCCACUCCGAAGUCAUGCGCAUGCGUCUACGCUCAUCAGUGUGGGACUCGGAUCGACUCGACUUCACGGCAACCUCAUGGGACCCAUUGCGAAGAGGCAAAAGGGUAACAAUGGAGGUCUGAGCGUCUUUGUCCCUAGACCUCAUGGGUCUUUAUGGUCCGAAGAGUUGAAAUCGCCUUUUGAACACAGGACGCACUUGGAUCCCGUAGGAUCGCCAAUGAGCAUAGAAGAAGAGUUGAUCUAG